CCCACCCCCGGGGUCCCCGCAGCCCAUGGCCGAGGUGGUGGAAGCAGAGCCCGGGACGCCCGUGGAGACGCCGGCCUGGAAGGCCCCGGAGGACGCGGCCGCCCAGCCCGGAAGCUUCGAGAUCCGACACUAUGGAGCCGCCAAGUGGGUCAGCACCUCGGUGGAGUCCAUGGACUGGGACGAGGCCGUCCAGACCGGCUUUCCCAGGCUGCAGGACUACAUGCAGGGCCGCAACGAGAAAGAGAUGAAAAUCAAGAUGACAGCUCCUGUGAUGAGCUACGUGGAGCCGGGCUCGGGUCCUUUCAGUGAGUCUACCAUUACCAUUUCCCUCUACAUCCCUUCCGAGCAGCAAUCCGAUCCACCCAGGCCCUCGGAGUCAGAUGUCUUCAUUGAAGAUAGGGCCGAAAUGACGGUGUUUGUACGGUCUUUUGAUGGAUUCUCUAGUGCCCAAAAGAAUCAAGAACAACUUCUAACUUUAGCAAGCAUUCUGAGGGAAGAAGGAAAAGUUUUCGAUGAAAAGGUUUACUACACAGCAGGCUACAACAGUCCUUUCAAAUUGCUUAAUAGAAAUAAUGAAGUGUGGUUGAUUCAGAAAAAUGAACCCUCUACUUUGCAGGCAAAUGAAUGAGAAAUGAAGGAAGUUCUGUCCCAGAAAUUGAGCUUAAUAGAGACAUCAACCUACCUAGAAGUAAAGCCUGUGUCAGUCCCUCUACCUGAAAGUACUGCUAUGAAUUAAGCUUGUUUCCAAUGUGCCU
Molecule: messenger RNA, 755 nt
Organism: Suncus etruscus (white-toothed pygmy shrew)
Lineage: Eukaryota; Metazoa; Chordata; Mammalia; Eulipotyphla; Soricidae
Gene: HEBP2
Product: heme binding protein 2
Exons: 4
Coding region: 26-628 (200 amino acids)
Cellular component (GO): cytoplasm
Source: RefSeq, a predicted model, not a curated record